Messenger RNA from Melanaphis sacchari, 5564 nucleotides. Its product is annotated as proteasome adapter and scaffold protein ECM29. Gene Ontology annotation, biological process: proteasome assembly. The coding region runs from base 278 to 5488 and encodes 1736 amino acids. The record is from RefSeq and is a predicted model, not a curated record. NCBI's taxonomy places the organism in Eukaryota, Metazoa, Arthropoda, Insecta, Hemiptera, Aphididae. The transcript has 34 exons. Gene Ontology annotation, molecular function: molecular adaptor activity. Gene Ontology annotation, cellular component: cytoplasm; nucleus.
CAAUAAUAAUAAUAAUAUUAAAUACAGUUACUUGUUACUUGUUAGAUAGUUAGAACACUUAUAAGUUAUAACUAACUUAACUAUCGAGUACGGUAAUACCUAAAAUCUACCUGUUAAUUACUAAUAAUUGUGAUGUUGUAUUUUACGUAAAAUCAGUUGUACAGGUAGAGCAUAAAUCAAAAUAUUAUUAAAACAUAACUUUUUAAGUUUUUUUAAUUUAAUAUACAUUUAAUCUGUCAUUAGUCGUUACCUGUUGUACAUAUUUUAGAGACAAUUUAUGAUCAUGUCUGAGAAAAAUAUGAAUGACGAAUUAGUACUUCUAGAGAGAGUAUUCUUCCGACUCGGUUCGGCUGAUACAGAUGCUCAACUCUCGGCUUGUAUCAAUAACUUUCUAGUACCAGUAUUACAAAAGUUAUCUUCUCCUCAUGAAUCUGUCAAAAACAAAGUGGUUGAAUUAUUAACUCACAUUACAAGAGUGAUAAAACAAAGUCCAAGCAUUUUACUUCCUGUUGAUCAGUUAGUUACACUUUUAACUACGUCCACAAACAAUUUUGUUUUGAAUUUUACUAUGGUGUUUAUUAGAACAAGCUUUAACCGUAUAGAUAACAAUAAAAAAGUUGAACUCAUCCCAUCUCUUAUUAAUUCUAUAACUAAUAAGUCAAUCACUCACCAAGAAAGUGUUUUGUUUCUUAUAAUUGGAACUCUUAAUAAAUCAAAUUUUCAAGUAGCAAGUAAAGGAAUAAUAGCCAUUCAACAACAUUCAAAAUUGAAAACUGUAUUAUUCCAGUUAAUGUUAGAUGUACUGUUGAUACCAUAUAAAUGGGUUUCGCCAAAUGAUACUGCUGUUGCUGGAUUUAAUGUACAAUCUUUAAAUAGGCUGCGGAACAACAUACCUUUAAUAUUCACAGAUGCUGAUUAUCAUGAACAAGUUAAAUUAGGAAUUUUGGGUUUGAUAUCAACUAACAUUUUUGAAUCCCAAGCUAUAUUAAUACAUACAGUGGUUGCAGCUGCUGAUCCACGGUAUAUGGUGGCUAAUUCUGGUGAAAAUGAAUUAAGAAAAAUCACUUGUGAGAUUGACUGGACUAAAUCAUCUACUAUGAUGCCAUUAUAUGCAUUAUUUCUUGGCACUAGUUUAAACAAGCAAGAAGCAGCAAAUAAAAAAGAACCAGCUUGUGUGCGAUUAAGAUUAAAGAUAUUACCAUGUUUAUGUUUUAGCAAAGGCGAAGAGUCAAUAAUUUGGCCACAAUGCUUGCAGAUUAUUUUCGACUGUUGGAACGGACAAAUUACUAAUCACAGACUUAAGGCCUUGGCAUUGCAAUUUACACAAAUCAUCAUUCAACAAAAACCGGCUGAAAUUCUGGUUCAAGCCACUCCAAUUUUAUUAAAUUCUGGUCUGUUAAAAUUAUUGAAAUUACCAGAACUUGAUUUAAAUGCAAAACAGAUGAUAUUUACUUUGGUGGGCCUACUGAUUUCUAAAGUACCUACUUCAGUAAAAGAAGACUUAGUCCUACUGAAUUCAUUUUUUGACGCUUUGAUAAAAGAAACUUCCCCUGAUUUGAAAGGAUCAAUUCGUUCAUGUUUAAUUUCUAUGUGCAGUGCAUAUAGUGAUUCAAGUAAACUUACUGAUAUUUUGAACAUGAUCGCACAUUAUUGUAAAAUGUCUGAUAACCUUCUAAAGCAAGUUACCACACAUUAUUUAUCUUAUUUAUUUCCUGCCGAUGAUGCUAAGUCAAGAUUAUUGUUGAUUAUGUCUCAUUCAUCUUCAAUUGGUGAUUCAGAUUUAAAAAAGAUAUUAUACAGUGUGGACGAAGCUGGCAAUCUUGUUGGUAAAAAUGAAAAUGCACUACUAUUGCCUCGAUUCCCAGAUAUGGUGAUGACUGUUGUUGACAGUAAUCAACAGUUUGACUCGUCUGUUCUAUUAGAUAUAGCUGAAUAUCUCAACCAUUGUUUAAUAUUUAGUGCUGGUCUACCAGUUACUUACAACACUUUAUAUCAUCCAUCAGAACAUACACCGACUAUUUGUAAAUAUUUGUCUAAAGUUUAUCAGUCCGAUGCAAAAAUUAUCGAUCAUUAUUUUAAACUCAUGAUACAGUUGUUACAAAUCAAACCAAGUGUAAUACCCCUCAACAAUCUAUUAGCAUGUGUUGCGGCAUUACCAAAUGAAUUAAAGAAUCAAUAUACCAAGGAUUUAAGUAUAAUUCAGAAAUUAUUUGUGUCGAGCAAUGAAGAUAUGCGUCGAUUAAGUGGAAUACUGUAUGGUAUAAUUCUAUCAGCUAUGGAUGAAACAGUCUCAGAAAAACGUAUCAAAGAAUUAAUUUUAUCUUUUAUGGAUAAAAACCGAAGUAAAUCAUUGGAUUUAUAUGCUUCCUUGUAUGCCCUAUCAUCACUUCAAGAAUAUCAGUAUUACAAUAAUACAAAUUCUCCUCCAUUGGUAGGAGAAGAUACAUUUACUUCACUCGUAACAUUGCUCGAUGAUACAAGUCCUUUAAUAGUUGGUGCCGCUUGUGAUGUGAUUGGUGCAAUGGGAAGGCUAAAUCCAUUACCCAUUGACGAGUGUAAGAAAUUAUCUCUGGUAAAAAAACUAUUAAGCAUUUCCUUUAAUAGCUCAACACUUUCUAAGAUUAGAAACAAAGCAAUUAAAUGCACAGGGUUGAUUUGUGUUGGAGAGACUUCAUCAAGAAGUAAAGAUAUUAUCAAAGAAUAUUUAAACAACACCAAAUAUACAAAAGAUAUAGAGAUUCAUUUAUCAAUUGGUGAUAGUAUAUCUUGUGCUAUCCUUGGACCUCAAUCAAAAAUGUCUCGUAACUUUUGGACAUGUACUGAGGAUGACUUUAAAAAAAAUGUAGUAUCAGAUUUAUCAAUUGAUGAAUGUGAAAAAUUAGCCGAUUACUUUUUAAAUAGUAUACUAGAAAAAGUUGAGUCUGAAGAUCAUCCAAAUUCAAAACAGGCAUGUUGUGUUUGGAUGUUUAAUGUUUUGGAAGAAUGUAACAAAUUAACUUCAGUAAACCAAAAACUUGCUCGUAUUCAAACUGCUUAUGUUGCACUCCUGGCAGAAAAGAAUAACUAUAUACGAGACAUUGCAUCUAAAGCUUUAAUAAAUGUAUACAAAUAUGAAACUGAUGAUCGUAAAGAAUCUAUUUUAAAAUUGCUUAUAAAACAAUUAUCAGAAUAUAUGGCAAUUGGAAAUAGUGGAAAAGAUAGUUCUGGAGGUAUUUUGUCAACAUACAAAGAAUUAUGUUCAUUAGUAAUUGAUUUGAAUAGACCUAAAUUACUAUACAAAUUCAUACAGUUAGCAAACUAUGAUAAGAAAAAGGAAUCUAAAUCUAAGUUGGAAAUCGAUGAUCAACUUAAUGAACAAUUGCCAUUCAUUAUACCCAGGCUCUAUCGAUAUCAAUAUGAUCCUACACCAGUUGUACAAACUUCAAUGAGUGCUAUUUGGAGUUAUCUUGUUUCAGAUACACGUUUCACAGUUGACAAAUAUCAUAAAGAAAUUUAUGUGGAUUUAGUAAAAAAUAUAACCUGUCCUGACUGGCGAGUUCGAAUUUCUGUUUGUCAGGCUAUCCCUUCAUUUUUACAAUAUACAGGGGAUAAAAUAUUCACGAAAUGUUUAGAUUUAACUAUUGAAGUAUGGAAACAACUAAUAAGAGUGAUGGAUGAUAUUCACGAAGGCACUAGAACUGCUGCCACGUCUACUGCAAAAACAUUAUCUAAACUAUGUGUGAAUGAAUGCACUUCUAAUACCAUAUUGCUUCAACUACUUUUGCCAAUAAUUUUAGAAAAAGGUCUCUAUCACACAGAGUCAAGUAUACGAACAAUUAGUAUGGAUAUGAUAUCUCAGUUAAUUGUCAACUGUGGUGAUAAAUUAAAAGGAGAUUUGGCAAAAUUAAUAAUAGCACUUUUAAGAGGUGCAGAUAAAGUGGAAACACCUACUAUGAGUAUUUUAAGUGUUAUGUCUGGAGCUAACCCUAAUACUCAAGAACUUAUUGACUCUCAACGUGCUGCUUCAGCCAGAACACUGAGUUCAAGUGAUGUAUUAUCAAAGAGCCUACUUUAUAUUGAUGAGACAGUAUUACAAGAUUUAAUACCACUCUUACAAGAUCUUCUAACCACUAAUAUUGGAUUACCUACUAAAGUUGCUACAUCACAUUUUAUUAGUUUGUUAAUUACCCAAAAACAACUUCAAAUCAACUCAAAAUUUUUAGAAAAAAUCUUAAAAUCUUUAAUGAAGGGUAUUACUGAUCGCAAUGCUACAAUUAGAAAAAGCUAUGCUUCUACUAUAGCUGUAAUCACUACAGUCGCAAAAGAAACUACUGUAAACAAAUUAAUUCAAUCGUUGAAAGAUGUGUACAUCGAAAAUGAAGAUGAGAGUAUCAGACAAACUGUUGGGUAUGCACUAAAAGGUAUAAGUCAAUGUGAGAAACCAGAUUUAUACUUGGCCAAUAUUAUUCCAUUGGUAUUUUUCGCUAUCCACAAGAAAGAAACGAAUAAUGAAGCAGUUUUAAUUGUGUCAAAUGAUAUAUGGAAAGAACUUUGGGAGGACAAUGUGCAUAAUACUGAAGGUGUACUAGUACGCUAUUUGGAUUCUGUUUAUGAAUUUUUGGGUGUUGCAAUCAAGUCUCCAUCAUGGGCAAUGAAAGCACAAGCCGCUAGAUCGAUUGGUGAUGCAGCCAAUAAACUUGGUCGUCAAUUAAAUGAAGAGCACCGUAAUAAAUUUAUAGAAACAAUUAAAACUGGUUUGGCUGGUCGAACUUGGGAUGGUAAAGAAUUCUUAUUAGAAGCUUUAUUACAUUUAAACUUAAGUUCAAGUGAUUUAGCAGAAACACGUAAAAAUGAAGAAAUUGUAGAAUUGGUGUUUAAUGAAUGUAAAAAAGAAAAUGUCAACUACAGAAUGGUUGCCAUAAAAACUCUUGGUGAGCUAUUGGAAAAAUUGAAAAUUGAUCGAUUUGCUCAAACUUACCAAUUAGUUAUGCAUAUAAUACAAAAAAGCACUGAAGAUUCAGAUGAUGAUGAUGAUAAAUCACAAAAUUUGAAAUUUAAAGAAUCUUUAUUCUCAUUAGUUGGAAAAGCAUGGCCUCAAACAUUGGCAACACAAGUUGAAUUUGGAGAAACAGUUGCUGCUCAAUGUGCUGACCACUUAAAAAAUAAUACUAGACAGUUACAGUUAGCUAUUAUGAAUACACUUUUGAAAGUAAUAGAACGAUUGGAUUUUAUUCAAUUGUAUGCCAGUCACAAGCAACAACUUAAAUACAUACUUAGUCAUGUAAAAAGGACUUUACACUUUUCAUUUGGUGUGCCUAAAAAUAUAAGUUUGAGAAAAUUAUCACUAGAAGUUUACAUAUUGGUGAUAACAAACUUGAAAAAUCUAAGAGCUACAGAAGAGCUGGAAUCAUUUAUGAACCUAUACAAUGAGUUUUCAAUGAACUUUAUCUCAGAUGAAUCGCCGGAGGUCAAACUUCUCUUACAGAAAAUUAAAGAAUCAAUGGAAUAGUGGUUAUAGUGGUACUAAAUCAUAAAUUAUAAAAAUUAAUAUUUUUUAUCACCAUUGACCUUUGAAUUUUUUUUAU